Andrographis paniculata is the source of this 900-nucleotide messenger RNA. Its product is annotated as arabinogalactan protein 24-like. NCBI's taxonomy places the organism in Eukaryota, Viridiplantae, Streptophyta, Magnoliopsida, Lamiales, Acanthaceae. The transcript has 2 exons. Bases 578 to 832 code for a protein of 84 amino acids. The record is from RefSeq and is a predicted model, not a curated record.
AACUAAAACCGAUACGAGUUCAGAGUUUUGAGGGUUUGUUCAUUGAAAAAAAGGUGAAGAGUCACUGACUAAACUGGUAUACAUUUUUACUUACUGGCCGGUUGACCCCCGGCCCGGCGAUGAAUAUCUAGAUUUUAAUAACGACCUUAUAAGCAAGGAUCUUACUAGCUAUAUGCAAAACAAGGCCGCAAAUCACCUUACCUUCUCGACUGCGUAAGGGUCGCAUUUUCUUCAAAACAAGCCCGACUUGCACAACUUCUCUUACUAGUUCUGGCGGCGCAGAUAAAUAAAUAUAUAAUUGUGCGAUUUGGGGUUGACAUUUCAUUCUAGAAAUAAUUAUCUAAUUCAGACUGUAUGUGGGAUGCUUUGUGAAGAUGACUUGUCUUUGCUACGCCUUCUAUUUGUUGUAUAAUUUUAUUACAACAAUUGCGUCAACGCGUUAGUUCGUACAAUUCUAUGUACUGAAAUUUUUGCAAGCUCGUACAAUCAAAGCCAUCCAGAAACUGCCUAUAAAGACACAUGAUGUUAUUCCUUAAUCCUUAGUAAACCAUUCUGUAUUGAAGUGAUUCAGGGAAGCAUGGCCUCUGGAUUCACAGGAUACUUGGGUUGCAUUGUUCUUCUGGUUGCCGCUGUCGUUGUGGCACACGAGGGCCACGACCACAUGGCUCCUGCACCAUCUCCUCCGAAGGCCACCUCCACUGCCUCCAUGAAUUCUCCGUUGGCUACUACAGCAGCCGGAUUAUUCACACUGGCAGCUGCUUUCUUGGCUAUCAUUGGAAAAAUGAUCAUUCAUGUGCAUUCGAUUCAAUUAGAAGACAAAAGGCAAAUGUAAAUCCUGAACGUAACAAGACUUAUAUACUGCCCAGAGAUUGCAAAUUUCGUACAAGCUCGUUUAAGUAA